Molecule: messenger RNA, 485 nt
Organism: Anoplophora glabripennis (Asian longhorned beetle)
Lineage: Eukaryota; Metazoa; Arthropoda; Insecta; Coleoptera; Cerambycidae
Product: slowpoke-binding protein-like
Exons: 2
Source: RefSeq, a predicted model, not a curated record
AUGUUUAACUUGUAUCAGAGCAUCAACAAGAAAGACGAGCAAGAAAAGGAACCGGAUGUCAUAGGUCACGAGAGGUUCUAUCAGGCCCGGACCACCAGUAGAAGUUCGAGGAAAAAGAAAAGGGUGACUAGGAGGACGCAUAGCGCGGGGGAAUUUCCCAUUUCCACGCUUUCCGCCGCCAAUAAAAGGGAGGCUUUCAGGAACAGGAGCCAGAGCUCGGAAAACAAAAGUGAUGAUGGUGGAAAGUCCACUCCGCAAAGGGUAGAUUCCUUUGCCAAAGUUUUCUUCGGAUCUAAACGACAAUCUGGGUUGCCUAAACAUGAAUAUAGUGCGUUGAAAACAGACGCAGGAGUUGAAAAAUUCAAAGGAGAGAAGCAAAUUCGAAAUGGCGCAUUCAUGACGUGCAAGAAUCACUUGUCCAAUAAUGAGAGAUACGAGCUGAAAACGCAGCUAGACGAUAUUGGUUCUAGAGCCGACAAGCAUUG